Messenger RNA from Leishmania braziliensis MHOM/BR/75/M2904, 4275 nucleotides. RefSeq lists its product as hypothetical. Lineage: Eukaryota; Euglenozoa; Kinetoplastea; Trypanosomatida; Trypanosomatidae. The transcript has a single exon. Gene Ontology annotation, molecular function: calcium ion binding. The coding region runs from base 1 to 4275 and encodes 1424 amino acids. The record is from RefSeq and is a predicted model, not a curated record.
AUGCCAUCGUGUGUCUUUACCCGCACUCAGGUACUGAACAGCCUCCCUGAUGAGGUUGCCCGUCGGGAGGCGGAGGCGAUUCCAGAGUUCAUCUACCUUUUUCUGCGUGAUGUUUUCCUCGCCGUUGAUGAGGAUGGUGACGGCUACGUGACGGGUGAGGCUGUAUCACGCUUGUUCCCGGCCUUCACGCCCGUGGGGGCAACAAAGGAUGCUGCUUCGUGCCCCGCUGCCUCCGGCUUCAUGGCACCGACAGUGCGUCCGACGUGGUGGAGUCCAACGUCGUAUAUUGCCCCCACAAGGUGCGCUGCCACUGCCCAGCAGCGCCCUUUGGACUUCUGCAGUUUCAUGCAGACGUACUGGCCGAUGGUGAGCGAUAAGAUGGCGCAUCUUGUGAGUAACACAUGGAGCCAGCAGCGCAGUGACAGCCUCAGCGACGCUGUUGGCAACUCUCGUGAACAGUGCGCGUCGGCGAGUCGUCGGCCCAUCUGCUCCCCUUCCCCCUUUCGCGACGUGUCGGCGCCGCCGGUACGGGGACAACCGACGAGCCCUCUUGCUGCUGUCGUUACUGGCGGCCACUUAGCCUCAUCGCCUGUGCGUGGUGCGGGGACGCUGUCGGAGAGAGAGUCUGUCGCCCCAGAGCAGCACCGUCUCUACUGUGAAGCUAUUCAGUGUAUGUGGACGAGCGGCUACCCGCUGUUGCCGCAUGCCUUCACGCCUUCCCCUGCGCUCUCUGUAUCAUCGCCAAUACCGCCACCGUGUCCGAAGCGGCUUUUAACGGAGAACGACAUGGAAGAGCUCCUCGUGGCCUUUUCCUAUCUGGACAGACACCGGAGCGGGUACGUAGGUGUGGCGGACGUGGCUGACGCACUGCAGUCGCUCCUUCGCACAGCCGCAUGCUCUGGCCAGGGCUUUGUUUCCCCCAACCCAUCGGAGGUGAGCGACGAGGUUCGACAGCUUGCACAUGCGAUGUUACGUGUGGCCUUGUCCUCGACCGCCACUCCACUCGGCGCUGCUGUCGCACAGGGAAUGCCGAUCCCUUCAGCUUCCUCCUCUGAGGCCGCUCCUGCUCUUCCCUCGCCAUCUAGCAGCGGUCCCUGUAUGAGCUGGACGGUGUUUGCACGUUCGUUCCAGUGCGACACCGGCGCCUUUCCAGCAGAACUCAUCGCGUGGUGCGCAGGGUGCGCUCGCACGAGCCGGGAGCCGUCCCCCCGCGCGCUGGCCACUACGCCGCAGUGGAUGUCUCCAGUAGAGUGUGCGUAUGUUCAGCAGCUGCUCGUCUCGUAUGUGGACGUGCUGUGCGCUGAGAAGGGUCGUGUUUCUUCUGGCCCGUCUCUGACUGCGACCGAGAAGGCGGACCCGGCGCCAGUGUCUGCGCUCUCCCAGCGCUUCUCUGUGAACACCCGCUCCACAAGGAAGUCGUCGCAAAGGUGCCAGUCGGCGGGCACCUGCGACGAUCAUCGCCACAGCCAAUAUGUGUGCCAUACGCAUGCAACUGCGGUCGCACUACAGCAGUGGUGCCGCCGCACGGACGCACAAGCGCACCAAUCAGCAGCGAGCGACACGACUACUCUGCCACUGGCUCUGUUGGAAGCGGGUCUUCGGCAGGAUCUGCGGGCGUUCCUGUUUCCUGAGACAUUCAAAUCUUCUGCCGCGGCAGGGGCAGCGCUGGAGGAGGUGGUCGAACACCAUGUGCGGGCCGUGUGCGCGCUUGCACGACGCACAGCCCUUCUCCCCGCACACUGUCAUUCUCCAAAGGAGAGGAUGGCAGGCAAGGUGUCGCCGCUUCGCGAUUGCGGAGGACAUCCUGGGGAGUCGGUGUCCGUGGACGUGAACACGUUAGUCGAUGUUAUCACUGCCGACCCGCGGUGCCUACAGCUGGAGGUACUAGUGCCUUUGGAGUCACGGCUGUCCGCCGUUGUAGACGCUGCUCAGCACCACCCGCGGCGCCUUGUCGAGGAGGCCGUGAGACUCCUUUCGCUUUUUGUGCAUGGCGCACGACGGAACGAGAGCGCGCUGGAGCUUGCAGGCGUGCUGGAACUGCGGUGUGCGCUGUUUGAGGUGUCCCCCUCCCUGGCGCGGCUCAUCACCGGGUCCACGUGCCUCCGCGAGGGCCGACUGUGCUUGGAGGAGUGCAUGGUCAUGCUCUCUACCCACGUCCUGUCGGUGCCGCCACCCUUGCCCGUCUCCUUUUUCCCAUUUUUCGAGGAAACUGUUUUUGCGAACUCCCCAUUGACCACACCUGGCGGCUUGGUGACUGCACUGUGUGAUCAUCCGGGCUACGCAAUGCUGCAGGAUGCGCGCUUGCUGAAGGCGUCGCAUGGUUGGCUGCGCUACGCGUGCCGACGGCUGUCGCCCUUGGAGCAGCGCACCGUCAUUGAGGCGCUACAGCUCAGUUGCGGUAGCAGCAGCAGAGGAGGGAGUUUAUUCAAAGCCGCCGCGUGCGACUUCGGCGCAAUCCUCGAUGCAGAGCACAACAACAGAAAGCAGCAACACUCUUUUUCUGCGUAUGACAUGUACAGUGCAAUGCUGCCACAGGUCAGGGCAAGCUGUUGGGUAUGCAGAGUGGACCCUGUCGUGGCGGCGCACGUUACGCUCGUCCUGGUCGCUGCCAGUGCAAGCGCCGAUACGACCACGUUGACAGAGGAGUCUGUAUGGUGGGCUGAUGUUAGCACUUUGCUGGGGCAGUGGGUCAGCGCUCACCACCGCCAUAGUUGUCUUCUAGGGAGCGCUGAUGCAUGGGCCAUGAAUGCUAUCACCUGUACUGCUGCAGAGUUGGGGCUAUCAUGCUGCCGAGCUGUGAGCAAAGUACUAAGUCAUCUACACAUCACAUCACCCAUCAUGUCGCGUGUGAUGGUUGUUGAAGAGGAGGAGCUGACGCAGUCUCUGACUCGUGUGGUUGGGUCUCUCUCUCUGUGGGCGCCUCCGCCCUCGGCGAAUGCAGAAUUGAAGUUGUCUUCCGCCGCGGCGUGUGCGCGGCUUGUCGACACGCUCGUUGGCGCGUGUCCUCGUCACGAGGCAACGCUCGUGGAUGUCUCCUCGCUGCUCCGACGGUGGUUGGAGGCGUACCCUUUUCCACUACCAGUCACGCAUCUGUCACUGUGCUGCGCUGUCCAGGAGGUUGGGUCCGCGUACUACACUCUAAAGCGGCUCGCCGCCUCAGAGGAGGAUCAGCGUCGACGAAGCGAGACGCCAGCAGGCCGGGCUGCAGCGCCGCCCUGCGCCGUUAGCAGGGGGCUCGUAACCACAACGGCAGCGAGCAGAGGAGCGUCACCUGCCCCUGUCGUGACCGGCAUCAGCCCGGUGUGCUUGUCGGCGCUUCUGGAGAACGAAGACCUUCUCCUCGCACUUUAUGCGGUGAGCCCGCCAGAGGCAGUCGGUGUAUGGGGUGGUGCACUGUGCCACCUCGGUGCUCUGCUUCGCCCGCUGCUGCUGAGCUCGACAGGCAUACGAGUCUCACUGGAUAAGCUCAGUGCGCGGCCGUUGAGGUGUGGAGGCGCUGCGGCCGCAGCUGCGCCCAGCUCAGCCGAUUUGCCCCCAUUUGCGAUGGACGCCUCGCAUCGAAGCGGCGGCCAGAACGCCUUGGGGGACGCUAUUCGAUCUAUGGCUGUGCCUGCGUCUGUGCAGCACGCCGUAGCUCAGCUCUUCGCCUGCGUGGACGCCGAGGGCACAGGCGCGGUGACCGAGGAUCAGUUGCGUAGUCACCGAUCGCAGGUACCAGCCACUGCCCGAUACGGGUGGCAUCGCUUUGUGACUGCUCUGUGCAGCAGCUAUGCUAUGACCUCAUCGUCAUCCUCGUCUUCCGCAACUACACCGUGCGCCUUGAUCGCUGGCGGUCUCUCAGCCGGAGUGCUUCAGUCGCAUCGGUGGCAACGGCGCCACCGUGCUGCAGCAUCGUCUCUGUGCUGCGCCAGCAAGGCGCAGUCGCAGUCAAAGAAGGUUUCAUGUUCGUCUGUCACCACGCAGCACACAGACGACGACGCGGCCGCCACCUAUAGCCUGGAAGACGUGCUGAUUCGCAUGGCGGAGCUGCGUGUCUGCGUUCAGGCGCAGCUCUUGGAGGAGAGUAGCGCGCGGGCAGAAGCAGAGGUGAGCAUCGUCGUGGCCAGGAAAGCGGGGCUCGCACCGGCUACAGCUACCACGGAUGCUGACUCGCCUUUGUCGACGGCUGCUGACCAGAAUGCGACAGUCCCUUCACCACCCACAGCGGGGACGGCGCAAUGGUGGGCAACGUACCUGGAGAAACUCUGCCAAAGCUACUCCCCUCUGGCCCUAUAA